Messenger RNA from Capsicum annuum, 2325 nucleotides. RefSeq names its product dol-P-Glc:Glc(2)Man(9)GlcNAc(2)-PP-Dol alpha-1,2-glucosyltransferase. The record is from RefSeq and is a predicted model, not a curated record. The transcript is spliced from 8 exons. Lineage: Eukaryota; Viridiplantae; Streptophyta; Magnoliopsida; Solanales; Solanaceae. Gene Ontology annotation, molecular function: dolichyl pyrophosphate Glc2Man9GlcNAc2 alpha-1,2-glucosyltransferase activity. Gene Ontology annotation, cellular component: endoplasmic reticulum. Gene Ontology annotation, biological process: dolichol-linked oligosaccharide biosynthetic process; protein N-linked glycosylation. Bases 674 to 2071 code for a protein of 465 amino acids.
AUAUGGAAAAGGAUUUCUUGCCAAUCUUUUUUAUUAUAUUUAAUAUAUAGAUAAAAUGGAAUUCUUUUCGGAUAUUUUGAUACUGUUAAUUUUUUUCCAUAUAUUUAAGAAUUCAUAUAUAUAUAUUUUAGGAUUGAUAUGUUUUACAUAAUUUAAGAUUCUUAAUUUCUUUUUAUAUAUUUACUGCAUUAGAAUUCUUUCCAUAUAUUUUAAGAGUCUUAAUUUAAUAAUAUAAUAAUUUAGUAAAAUAGUAAAUAACGAUUUUAUUUAUUGCGGAGUCUUUUGAUAAAUGGUAAAAUGUUCAAAUAACUUUUUCAAGGAUAUUCACACUUUCAAUAUAUUAUAUUAUAUAUGGAUAUAGAUUUAUAUCUAGAAAUAAAAAAUAGGUAUGAAUUAUUUUUAAAAAAAAAAAUCAAAAAACCAAACCUAUACCAGAGCUAGCCAUCCCUUCUCCCAAAACACAAGAGACCACUUCGCUAUUUUCUGUAAAACAUCUUUUCCUAAUUUCUAACCCAGGAAAGAUGAAAUGAACAAAGCGACGCCGUUGUUUGGAGCUGCUGUAGCAUCUGGGUAUCCCAAUUUUGUGUAUCAGCAAGAAAAAAAAAAAACCCAUUUGCAUAAACAUCCAAACUUAGGAUUAAUCAAGAAAAAGGAAUACAAUACAAGAAACUAAAUGGGUAAAAUAGGUGUAGCAGUGAUUGUAAGUUCAUGGGUAUUGGCUGUAUCCAUCCUCCUCAAUCACAUUGUCCCUCAACCUUACAUGGAUGAGAUAUUCCACAUACCUCAAGCACAACAGUACUGCAAAGGCAAUUUGAGAAGUUGGGAUCCCAUGAUCACCACCCCUCCUGGACUGUACAUUGUUUCACUUGCCUAUGUUGCUUCUUUGUUUCCAGGGCUAUUCUCUAUUAAAGUAGAUGCUUCGUUUUCAGAAGCUUGUUCCUCUUCCAUCCUACGCUCCACCAAUGGUGUAUUGGCUGUAUUUUGCAGCAUUCUGGUUUACAACAUUCUUACCCACCUCAGGCCUUCUCUUAAUGACAGAAAAGUAACUCUUCGGACGGUUGUCCUAGCGUUGUAUCCCCUUCACUGGUUCUUCACUUUCCUUUACUAUACAGAUGUAGCGUCGCUAACUGCUGUACUUGCAUCAUAUCUUAUGAGUCUCAAGAAGAAACAUUUCUUCAGUUCCCUGGUUGGAGCUUUGGCUGUACUGAUACGACAAACAAAUAUCAUAUGGAUCUUUUUCAUAGCAUGCACGGGGGUUUUAGACUAUAUUCUAGAUCAGCAGAAGGAUAGUGCUAAUUUGACUGAUUCUAGUCAAUCACAAGAUUUCUUUCAUGAGGUGUGUGAGAUUAGCUCAAGACUCUGGCAAUUUAAGUGGGAGCUUAUUGCAUCAUUUUGGCCUUACCUCAUAAUUAUAGCCGCUUUCAUCAUCUUUGUUUUCUGGAACGGGAGUAUAGUGCUUGGUGCAAAAGAGGCUCACACGGUUUCUCCGCAUUUUGCACAAUUGAUGUAUUUUAGCUUGGUUUCUGUGCUAUUUAUGACUCCUGUGCACUUCACAAUUGGUCAGGCUGCAGCACUGGCUCAAUCCUUCUGUAAGAAAAAUAAGCUGGUCAUUUUCUUUCAGUUGUGCACGGCGUUAACUGUUGGUUUCCUUUCAGUGCACUUUUUCAGCAUUGCUCACCCUUAUCUCGUUGCUGACAAUCGACACUAUACCUUUUAUCUCUGGAGAAAAGUAAUCAAAUCUCAUUGGUCAAUGAAGUACCUCUUGGUUCCACUCUAUGUUUAUUCAUGGAUGUCCAUCUUCAAAAUCUUAGCUAAAAGUCGGAGGAAGACAUGGGUACUGGCAUAUUUCUUGGCCACCGCUGCAACACUGAUACCAGCUCCGCUUAUAGAGUUCCGAUACUAUACGAUCCCAUUCUUCUUCUUGAUCCUCCAUGCUCAUGUUGAUGAUGACAGAAGUUGGCUUCUGAUGGGAAUCCUGUAUGUUGCCACUAAUACCUUCAUUAUGUAUAUGUUCUUGUUCCGGCCAUUUUCUUGGGCACAUGGGGCUGGUGUACAGAGAUUCAUAUGGUAGCAAGAUAUUCUGAGAGAAUUCAAGACAUGUUGAUAUGCUGCACCUGUGUUCUGGCUGUACCUGCAGAUCCCAAUUGGUCACUUUGUUCAACUUUUGAAAUGCAGUUUUGAAUAAUUUUUUGCAAGUUUUAGGGGGGAAUUGGUAUACCAUAUUAUUUAGAAUGAUGCUCUAAUUUGGAUAGAUUUUGACAUUGCUCGAUAUUUGUUUGCAUGGCUAAUUUCAAUGAGAAUUUCGUGUUUUUUGUUUCUCCUCAA